This is a messenger RNA of Cyphellophora europaea CBS 101466, 1119 nucleotides long. RefSeq lists its product as uncharacterized. The record is from RefSeq and is a predicted model, not a curated record. Lineage: Eukaryota; Fungi; Ascomycota; Eurotiomycetes; Chaetothyriales; Cyphellophoraceae. The transcript is spliced from 3 exons. Bases 1 to 1119 code for a protein of 372 amino acids. Gene Ontology annotation, cellular component: mitochondrion.
AUGGCCACAUCGCAGCGACUCUCAGCCACCGUUGGCGUCAUCACCAGAACCGCAUCGAGCCCCUACAUCUGUGCAUCCUGUCGCACCCGCGCCGCCGCUUCCUCUCAUGCAUCCGCACAAUCUCGCCAGCAGCUCCGGCACAGCUCGGAUAUUCCUUUCACCGAAAAGAUUCGCCGCAAAAUAUGGGGUACUGAUAACCCGCCUGGGCUGAAAGACCCCUACGGCGGCCCUAGUUUCUUGGAGCGUCGGCUUGCACAGAGGAAACAGGCACAGCAGUCCGCGGGCCAGGAACUAUCACAGGAGACAUCACAAGAAGUGCAGUCGCAACUCGAUGCCGCGCACGAAGAUCAGCCGACGGUCCGUUCGUCACCACGAAACAACAGCGCACCAGACUCUUGGGUGGUUGAUCGGUCGGACGCCGAACCGCUGAAGCCUUCGCGUGGGACAUAUGAACCGGCCAUAUCGUGGGAGGGCUUGGACUGGGUCGGUGAUAAGGGAGAAUAUCAAUUCCAGGAAGAAAACGAAGUGGAUGCUUACGUGCCUUGGUUGACGCCCUCGUCGAGUGACCGACUUUCGGAAGUCGAAAUCUGGGAUGCGAUACACGAAUCCAUUUUCGAUGUCGUGCAGCCCGAGGGCGAGGAAUACGAUCGGGAGGUCGCCAUUCAUGUUACGUCUGCAGGACAUGUGGCUGGCCCGGGUGAGGGACCCGUAGGUGGUGCAGAUGCGUUCAUGAACGCGAAGAUAAGCUUCAAAGAUCCAGAGGCGAAGACUUUCAAGGCAAGUUUUGUGAUUCUGAAGAACUUUCAGCAAGUAACUGGGCUUCGCCUCUCCGAUCCCACGCUCAAUCAGCUUGCUCAAAUCCCGAAUGCCACUUUCCGUGAUCUCGUUGAGAUCAUCAUGGAGCUGCAAAAGCCGAAGCCCCAGAAAACGCACGAAAAUCUUAUGGCGAACGAGGAGCUCAUUGCGCAGCCGAAUGUCAGAAUCUCGGAACGCAAGAUCAGCCCCAUAGAUAGGGAGCGAGAGAUUGGCAGGUGGAAGGUCAUUGAGAAGGAGCUGAUGGAGAGGGGUCUACCAGUGGUUGGACGAGCUUAUGCUAAGGACGAGCGUAUGCGAAGAUGA